AUGAGUAGAGGUUUUGGAGCUGCAGGCGUAGCACUGGCCGCUACCUGUGGUAUCCUUAUUUCAUAUUCGACGUUACGUCCUGAGCUCGAGAAGCAGCAGGCCGAGCGACAAGGAGACUUUCGCCAACAACAUCACGAUGUCAACGACAAAGCAUUGAGCCAAGCGAUUGCCAGUGACUUCAAGGAGGCUGGCGAGCAGUUGAAGCCUACGCCUACCAAAGGCUUUGCAUGGGGCAUUCGCGAAGCCAUCUUUGGGUCUCCCACCACUCAUCAAAAGGAGAGCACGUCCUCUCAGAGGGAGAGUACUGUGCAGAUACCUGCGCGAAGUCAGGAUGAAUUGAAGGAAAGCCCGCGAGAGGUGAUCGAGAAGGCGGAAAGUGCCAAACGUGAAGGCAGUUAA
Saxophila tyrrhenica is the source of this 399-nucleotide messenger RNA. RefSeq lists its product as uncharacterized. The record is from RefSeq and is a predicted model, not a curated record. The transcript has 2 exons. Lineage: Eukaryota; Fungi; Ascomycota; Dothideomycetes; Mycosphaerellales; Extremaceae. The coding region runs from base 1 to 399 and encodes 132 amino acids.